CCAUAUCGCAUCUAUCAAACCCACGAUUUCCUUGCCGGCAUUCGAGGAAUCUCGUGGAAUUUUUCGAUUCCACUGCCGGGUUCGUUUAACUUUCGUUUAACUUUCUCGCUGUGGACAGUGCCUCGGAUCUUCACCAGUCGAGUGGGAGCCAUGUGUCCGAGUAGUACACUUUCUUUAUCGUGUUCAUCCUGUGUGUCGUUAAAAAAAAUACUCUAAACUAUCUGCUCCGCGCUGUCCACCUUCGCAGUGAAAAUAACCGUACGGUUCGCUUAAAGAGAACGAGGGAAAACUUUUGCUUGCGUAUGCUGAAAUUGUUGUCAAAAUUAAAUCGAAGAAGCUGCGAUCCUGUGAAACUAAACUGAGAAAUUGUAGUCGUGUAAAAAGUACAUUAAAGAAUCGAAUUGAAGAAUUGAAAUUGCGUAAAAAGUAAAUUGAGGGAUUAAAUUGAAAAAUCGAAAUUGUGUAGAAAGAAAAUUAAGGGGAUUAAAUUGAAAGAUUGAGAUUGUGUAAAAGGUAAAUUGAGGGAAUUAUAAAUUGAAUAGUCGAAAUUGUGUGAAACAAAAAUUGAAGGAUUAAAUUGAAGAAUCGUGAUUGUGUAAAAAGUAAAUUCAAAAAUCAUAAUUGUGUAAAAAUGAAAUCGUAAACAUUGUAAAUGCUUUGCGUUGUUUAGAAAGUCGAUAAAGGAAUUGCAAUUGUGUAAAAAUUCAACUGGGUUACGACGUGCAAAAAUUACGUUCGACAAUUAUAAUUGUAGAAUUGUUUUCGAAAUGGGCAUGUACUUGAACUCGUUCGUGGAGGAGCGGUCCACAUGCAGGAAAAGCGAUAAGAUCAUCGCAUCGAACGUGAUACAACAGAUCCAUCAAGUGUCGCGUGAGAAACGAGGAGAGUCUUAUGGGAGAUUCAAGGGAUUCCGUGGCUGCACCGUAUGGUUAACGGGACUUUCUGGUGCUGGGAAGACUUCGAUCUCGUUCCAACUCGAGAACUACCUCAUUUCUCAGGGGAUACCAGCCUACAGCCUGGACGGCGACAAUAUCCGGCGAGGGUUGAACAGGAACUUGGGUUUCACGAAAGAGGAUCGCGAAGAGAACGUUCGCAGGGCAGCGGAGGUUGCCAAGUUGUUCUCCGACUGCGGCGUGGUGGCCAUUUGCAGCUUCGUUUCGCCAUUCGAGGACGACAGAAGACUGGCCAGGAAGAUCGUCGAGGAACACGAUUUAAAGUUCUUCGAGAUCUAUGUGGAAGCGUCGUUGGCCAUCUGCGAAGCAAGGGACGUUAAAGGAUUGUACAAGAAGGCGCGGGAAGGGAUGAUUCGCAGUUUCACUGGGGUUGGGCAGCAAUACGAGGUGCCUAGGCAGCCGGAUUUGAUCGUGAACACGGAAGUUCGUAGCGUGGAGAAGUCGACGAACAUGGUGAUCGAUUUGUUGGAGAGGGAAGGAAUUAUUCCAAGGAUUCCCAGGGAUGUCGAGGAGCUUUUCGUCGCCAGCGAGAGGGUCGAGGCAGUUAAACUCGAAGCAGAGAAUCUUCCGAGUAUCGAAAUUAGUAACGUUGACUUACAAUGGGUCCAAGUGCUGGCCGAGGGUUGGGCGACACCCUUAAGAGGUUUCAUGAGAGAGCAGGAGUACUUGCAGUGUCAACAUUUCAAAACUCUGGAACAAAACGGCGGUGUUAUCAAUCAGUCGAUACCCAUCGUACUUCCGGUCACCGCGACCGAGAAGCAACGAUGCAACGACGCGCCAGCAUUGACCUUGAAGCAUCAAGGUCGUCCUGUGGCAAUUUUACGCAGUCCUGAAUUUUUUGCACACCGGAAGGAAGAAAGGUGUUCCAGGGAAUUUGGAACCAGCGAUCCAGGCCAUCCACAUGUUAAAAUGAUUCAGAACUCAGGCGACUGGCUGGUCGGUGGGGAGCUUGAAGUUUUUGAAAGAAUCCGGUGGAACGAUGGCCUGGAUGAUUACAGGCUCACCCCCAACGAGAUACGGAGGAAGUGCAAAGAAAUGGGCGCCGACGUCGUUUUCGCGUUUCAAUUGAGGAACCCGGUGCAUAACGGCCAUGCGCUUUUAAUGCAGGAUACGAGAAAGUACCUCGUGGAGGAAAGAGGCUUCAAGAAACCGGUCCUUCUGCUGCAUCCGCUGGGAGGAUGGACGAAGGAGGACGACGUGCCGCUGCCGAUAAGGAUAAAACAACACCGUUGUGUUCUGGAAGAAGGAGUUCUACAUAAGGACACAAUUCUCGCCAUUUUCCCAAGUCCGAUGUUGUACGCUGGACCCACUGAGGUGCAGUGGCAUGCCAAGGCAAGGAUGAUGGCCGGUGCUGAUUUUUACAUUGUCGGACGUGAUCCUGCUGGUUUGCCUCAUCCUGACAAAUCCAAAACUCCGGAUGGUGGCUUGUACGACGGGACGCACGGAUCCAGAGUGUUGUCAAUGGCGCCGGGUCUCCAAAGUUUGGAGAUAAUCCCAUUCAGAGUGGCGGCAUUCGAUAAGAAGUCGAAGAAAAUGUCGUUCUUCGAGCCCCAGCGAUCUCAGGACUUCAUUUUCAUAUCGGGGACUAAGAUGCGAGAAUUGGCGAAAUCCGGAGAAAAUCCGCCGGAAGGAUUUAUGGCGCCGCGGGCUUGGAGAGUAAUGGCGGAUUAUUACGCAGAUCAACCUACAGAAGAUUGAAGUGUAGACACUAUAGACUGCAGCUCUCUAUGCAAAUAUAAAUAUUCAAGUGAAGUUUCUUUUACAAGAUUUCGCUGGACUCCGAUAAAAAUGGCAAUCUCACUCAACCAACACAAAUAUUUUUCCAUGUCACGUUGUUCCACACACACAAGAGGAAUUAUAAUAAAUUAUUAUUAUAAAUGUGUAACGCCUGCAGUCUAGUAAACAUACAUUGCAAUUUGUAAAUGAUUAUUUUUGUAAGCGUAAAAUAUUUGCAUCUUGCCCGUUAAUUAACACUUUACCUGCCAAAAGUGACUUCGCAAAUUCUAGAAAAAACAUUUGUCAUUUGCGACAGCAAAUCUAUUCAUAGAUCGAUAUAUUAUUUCAAUUUUUCCCCGGUACAGCACAAUCGUUGAAACGUUCAUUGGUUCCAGUAGGUAAAGUGUUAAUCACGAUUAAUAUAUGUAUAAAUAAGAAUAUAUAAUAUAUACAUGUUAUUUCUGCGAAAUAAAGUCGCCAGAAAAUUCAUUGCAAAA
Messenger RNA from Megalopta genalis, 3166 nucleotides. RefSeq names its product bifunctional 3'-phosphoadenosine 5'-phosphosulfate synthase 2. Lineage: Eukaryota; Metazoa; Arthropoda; Insecta; Hymenoptera; Halictidae. Gene Ontology annotation, molecular function: ATP binding; sulfate adenylyltransferase (ATP) activity; adenylylsulfate kinase activity. Gene Ontology annotation, biological process: 3'-phosphoadenosine 5'-phosphosulfate biosynthetic process; sulfate assimilation. The record is from RefSeq and is a predicted model, not a curated record.